AUGGAGAUACACUCUCCUGUUAUAGCCAAGAGGCUAUGGAAUGUGUUGAGGAUCACAUUCUUCAUGAUUAGGAAGGGUCUUGUAUCAAAGAGGAAGCUGAUUAUGGACAUGAAUUUGAUGAUGAAGAAAGGGAAAUUGCUCAGAAAAUCUCUGGGAAAUCUCAUGUCUUCUCAUCAUCAUCAUCAUUCUAAGAGUUUGGCACGUGGUGGCUAUGGCAUACAGGAAUAUGAAUUCUCUUGUAGUAACAGUCCAAAUCCUGUUUUUUUCCAUGUACCAAAGCGAAAGCACCAUUUCAACUUCCCCUGCAUCAAUACCCCUGAAGUUAUUGAAGAAAAAGCUAAUGAAUUGGUUGCACUUGAAUGUGAAGAAGAGCCUAAGGCUGUGGUUUUGGUGCCCAAGACCCCUGAAUACAUGUUCAACCUUAGGUUUGAUUCAUCUGUAAGGGUAUCCAAUUACUCUUCAGAGGAUGAAAAUGAAGAGGGUGGAAAUGGUGAAGUUGAUGAUCAAGCUGAGGAUUUUAUCAGAAGGUUCUAUGAACAACUAAGAAUGCAAAGCCGCAUGCAGUUACUGCAGUACCAAUAGAUGUAAA
Molecule: messenger RNA, 589 nt
Organism: Gastrolobium bilobum
Lineage: Eukaryota; Viridiplantae; Streptophyta; Magnoliopsida; Fabales; Fabaceae
Exons: 1
Coding region: 1-582 (193 amino acids)
Source: RefSeq, a predicted model, not a curated record